AUGGCCACCGUUGUCCCUGUCACCGUCAAUUAUGAAAUCAACCAGCCCUCUGAGGGCCAAUAUGAAGUCAAUCAAGUUGCCCCAGAGGAGCCUGCGCAGCUAAACAGUGGCAAUCGUAAAGAAUUUAGCUUCGAUGUCAAGAUUUUCAGUUGUGUUGGUUAUUACGAUCCCGACACCAAGACCAUCGGAGUAUAUCCAAAGAUUCUUGGUCAGCAAAUUGGAGAUGGAUAUGCUGCAGGCCUUGACACGGGUCUGCAGAUUCAAUUGGCUCUUGCUGUAUACAAUGGCAGUGUUCGAUUCAACAAAGUUGGGAAUGAGCUGAAGGUUUACUUGCACCUGAAGCCACUUCUACCUUGGGGUGAUAGUAUUAACUACGAGGGUACGGUCUUGCACUUGUAA
Phaeoacremonium minimum UCRPA7 is the source of this 399-nucleotide messenger RNA. RefSeq lists its product as hypothetical. The transcript is spliced from 2 exons. Bases 1 to 399 code for a protein of 132 amino acids. The record is from RefSeq and is a predicted model, not a curated record. Lineage: Eukaryota; Fungi; Ascomycota; Sordariomycetes; Togniniales; Togniniaceae.